AGUUUGUACCAUCAUUUCGCUUAUACAUAAAAACUAUUGUUUAACUACAUUGGCUGGGAAAGCGCGCUCGUCGUCGCCGCCAGCAGAAGGAGAGGAAGACGAGAAGAGGAGAGCUGGAGAGGUCAGGUGGCUGCGCGGCGGGUCUCAAAAAAACGAAAAGAGUAGAGGUUGGGGGCGGGUCGCUGGCCUGGGUAGGGGUUUUUAGGGUUUUGGAGGCCAAGCAGCAAAACGCAGCGCAGCGGUAGUGGGAGGGGGGGAUUUCAGUAUCGGUAUUACCGACUUACCGUCGGUAUUUACCGAUAUCGUGUCCGGUAAACCGAGUAUCCCAAGUUACCUCUCGGCCGCCGGUUACCGGUUCGGUAAAACGGUAAACCGUUUACCACCCAUGAAUGCGCCUCCGAGCGAAACAUUUCAUGACACAUCAUUGAUGAAUAAGACAUGAGAAAAAGAAUGUACGGGGACAACCCCAUUCCUUCCUAUUAGCGUGAAAUGACUUUCAUUCAAUCAGUCUCCUCUGCUCUCUCUGCAUUGGCUUCUACUUUCACGUACCUUAUGGCCUCAGUCAUUGACUUUGCCCCUUAUGCUCCUCCAUUUAACGAAGAAUUUAGUGGUUCUUCACUCCCGAACGAAUUGGGACAAUAUCGUAGUAGAGCUCCUAGCCAUGCUUUUGACAAAUCCCUCUCCGCCGUCAUCUACUGGUUGAUUGUAUACUGCCAUCUGCCUGACUAUGGCUUUUAGAAAGAGCAUCCCAUACAGAGUCUUUCAACUAACAACUAAGUCAUACGAGCCUUCACCUAAUCUCUCAUGGGGCCUUCCUAUAGAUAAGAUAGGCGCAAGUCGUUUCUCAUCUUUGAGGAGCGAAAGCCACUCGACUCUAAAGGAGAGGAGAGGCAUUCUAUCUUGAUUUUCUCUUCUCUAGAAGAAGGAUGCAGGGGACACGACACCAUUCACUUAGGAGAUUGGGGACCACCUCCUUCAAAGACCUAUUAACAUUCGAUUGCGGGGAAAACCUCUAUAUUAGUCUUAGGUUAAGAAAUGAAAAUUAAAAGAUUCUGCUCGUGAGCAUAAUGGUAUAACCCCGCCUGUUGAAAAUCGUAACGUAAGUAACUUAGUGCAAAAUCAAAAGUGAAGUACCCGUAUGUGUGUAAUUUGGUUAAUUGUCUAGUUUUGUUAUGAGUCAAUUAAAAUGAGUUAAUGCAUAUUCUUUGCCCUCAUCUAAGACAAUUGUAAUUAACUAAAAUAGAAAAUUGGAUUCAUUCAUUAUUUCUCCUACCAAAUUGGUCCAUCCAAAUCUUGUCCAAGGUUGUGAACCCGCAGGUCAACUCACUUUGACCUUGACCCGAGGAGAAAAACGAGCCGCACGCACCCGUCGGUUCGACCGUUACAAGGUAUCGGGUUGGAGGUCAAAUUGUGUCAUUUUUCUUUGGUUUGCGAAAUGCGCCUAUUUUCCGAAUUUUCUUUUCGCCUAACUCAAUCUUUGGGAUCCUUAGUUGAACAUUUGAAUAUUGAUGUUUAUAUAAGUGUGUGUGAAUUUUCACUAUACGUUGGAUCUAAGUAUGACAUGUUACUUUGGUGUAAUAAUAUAUGUUAUUACUCAUAUGUUAGAUGAGAUUUGAUAUAAUUUAUUAGGAUAAGUACAAUGUAAUGACUCUUUCCAUAUUUUCGGUCUAAAACAGGUGACCCAUUAAUCCUUGACCAACUAGCUCGAUCGGAUUCGGGUCAACCCGCGAGUUGACAACCUUGAUCUUGCCUAAUUAUCUCAAAACGAGAUAACUAAAUAAAAUUAACCCGUUAUAAUUUCACAUUAAACCAUCUUUUAAUUUUUUUAAAUGAGCGAUUUGGCAUACUUCCUAAUUUAUACAAUUCUGAAUUCUACCCUAGAGGUGGGCAACGAUUCAAUUCACAUCUGACUGAAUCGAACCGAAUCGAAGUGUUUAUCUUUUGAUUUGACUUUGGUUCCUGAAUUUGGGACAUUUUCGGUUUUGGUUCGGUCCAGACCAAAACCAUAAAAUCAAGCAAAGGACCGGACCGAAUCGCAGUUAAAUUAAUUGCCUAUUUUACU
Messenger RNA from Linum trigynum, 2062 nucleotides. NCBI's taxonomy places the organism in Eukaryota, Viridiplantae, Streptophyta, Magnoliopsida, Malpighiales, Linaceae. The record is from the annotation of a GenBank genome assembly.